Molecule: messenger RNA, 405 nt
Organism: Haemonchus placei
Lineage: Eukaryota; Metazoa; Nematoda; Chromadorea; Rhabditida; Trichostrongylidae
Source: the annotation of a GenBank genome assembly
AUGGGUGAAGUAUUUCUGAAUCCGGCAUUUGAUUCAUCCGAUUCUGACUCGGAAUUAUCGUAUUCGAGUCGUUAUCGAUCCGUUUCACAUCAUUCACUACCACAUCCACGAUCUCGACAUUUUCCUGCAUAUAUCAUCCGUGGUGGUGGUGGUGGUGGAGGUGGCAGCACAGGCAGUGAUGGAUAUAGCAGAGUGUCGUCCACCUAUUCGACCGUCGGUCUUCUUCAAUUAAUUGGGCCAGACCUUCGUCAAUCGUUAUCAGGUCUUUUGAUACCGUCGGAAGCGAUUGUUUUAGAAGCUAUCGUAGGGAAAGGUGAGUCAGACUUUUUUAAAUUUAUUUUAUACCCAUACAAUGCUCACAGAAAUAGCUCUGACCGAACUCUGGUCGAUUGUUGCUGCUCAUAA